Molecule: messenger RNA, 751 nt
Organism: Drosophila biarmipes
Lineage: Eukaryota; Metazoa; Arthropoda; Insecta; Diptera; Drosophilidae
Product: period circadian protein
Exons: 1
Coding region: 114-437 (107 amino acids)
Source: RefSeq, a predicted model, not a curated record
UCAAAUCUUGACAUGUGGUAACUUGACUUCCUGGUAACACUGGUAUAAAUUGAAUGGCGGCAGAUUGAACCCACUCACAAAUCUUUGUGUUGGAACGUGGAACUUCUAUUAUAAUGAGGCUCCUUCUUCCACUCGCUUUGGUAGUGAUGGCCGUUUGCUGCUUGUCCUUCGCUGACGGCGCCUCUUCGGACGACAAAGGAACUACUAGCGGAUCAGGCACUGGUACUGGGACUGGUACUGGGACUGGGACUGGUACUGGUACUGGAACGGGUACUAGUACUGUCACCUCAACAUCGACCACAGCUCCGUCAACCAGCACUACAACCACCAAGGCUCCGUCCGCGACCCACAAAAGGAAACAUCGACGCAGGCAUCGAAUCCUUAGGAGAAUUCGCCGCAGGCGCGCAGAAGCCGAGAGAAGGCGUCGAAGAGGCUGACCUAUAAUGAGUUUUUAUGAAGUUUAUUACAAAUUUUUAUCAAUUGAAAAGCUCGAAAAAUGAAUCGAAUGCCAAAUAUAAACUUUAAGGAUAUAUAAAAAGCUUUCACAUUACUGUUUCCCAGGAAAAUGUGCUAAGAUAAUUACUAUCCAUAGCCACAGAAUCUAAAAACCAGUGAUUGAUCAUAGUAGGUGGUAACCCAACGGAAAGUUGUCAAAGUAGCAGUUCCUGGCAAAAAAUUAGAAACUCCGAUUGUUGAAUUACACAAGGCACUUUUGGAACAAAAGGUAAUAUAGAACUGUAUGAUGUUGAAG